Seriola aureovittata is the source of this 3521-nucleotide messenger RNA. RefSeq names its product lanosterol 14-alpha demethylase (gene cyp51a1). The coding region runs from base 230 to 1729 and encodes 499 amino acids. The transcript is spliced from 10 exons. Gene Ontology annotation, molecular function: oxidoreductase activity, acting on paired donors, with incorporation or reduction of molecular oxygen; heme binding; monooxygenase activity. NCBI's taxonomy places the organism in Eukaryota, Metazoa, Chordata, Actinopteri, Carangiformes, Carangidae. The record is from RefSeq and is a predicted model, not a curated record.
UGACAGGUAGAGAUACUGGGGUAUUAUCACCAACUGUCCCCCAACACGAACGACAGACCAAGGGACAGUUAUCAGCCGUUGGACGGUCGGAGAAGUUGACAGUUUAUAAUAACUUAAUGCGAUACAAAGGAGGGUUUUCAAAUUGGCACACAGGGAUAUUUUCCAGGCUUUGGUGGAGGAGUGAAACGCUUGUCUUUGUUGGGUAAUAUAUCCAGCCAAGGGAGAUAACAUGUCGAUGCACUUGUAUCAAAUUAGCAGUAAACUGCUCGGGGACACUGUUGGGAAAAUGAACGACAACCUGACCUCCAUAGUGCUGGCAGCCUCUGUCAUCACUCUCACCCUGGGAUAUAUUUCCAAAAUGCUGCUCAGACAGUCCUCCGACAAGGAUCUGAAAUAUCCACCUUACAUACCCUCCUGCAUCCCCUUCCUGGGUCAUGCCAUUGCAUUUGGGAAAAGUCCCAUUGAAUUCCUUGAAGAUGCCUAUGAAAAAUACGGCCCUGUGUUCAGUUUCACCAUGGUGGGGAAAACCUUCACCUACCUGCUGGGCAGCGAAGCAGCAACACUGAUGUUCAACAGCAAGAAUGACGACCUGAACGCAGAGGACGUCUACUCCAGACUCACCACCCCAGUGUUUGGCAAAGGAGUAGCGUAUGAUGUGCCAAACCCCAUCUUUCUGGAACAAAAGAAGAUGUUGAAGACCGGACUGAACAUUGCUCAUUUCAAAGAACAUGUGAAAAUCAUUGAGGCAGAGACCAUUGAGUAUUUUGAGAGAUGGGGAGACAGCGGAGAGAAAAACCUCUUUGAGGCCUUGUCUGAGCUGAUCAUCCUGACAGCCAGCAGCUGCCUCCAUGGGAAGGAGAUCCGCAGCAUGCUGAAUGAGCGAGUGGCCCAGCUCUACGCCGACCUGGACGGGGGGUUCAGCCACGCUGCCUGGCUCCUGCCCGGCUGGCUGCCUCUGCCCAGCUUCAGGAAGAGGGACAAAGCUCACAGAGAGAUCAAGAACAUCUUCUUCAACGUGAUUCAGAAACGCAGGAGUUCUGGAGAGAAAGUGGACGACAUCCUGCAGACCCUCAUCGAUGCCACCUACAAAGAUGGACGUCCCCUGAACGAUAACGAGAUCGCGGGGAUGCUGAUUGGUCUUCUCCUUGCGGGUCAGCACACGUCCUCCACCACCAGCGCCUGGAUGGGUUUCUUCCUGGCCAGAGACAAGGCUCUGCAGGAGCGCUGCUACGCUGAGCAGAGAGCUGUGUGUGGAGAAGACCUGCCUCCACUCGACUUCGAUCAGCUGAAGGAUCUCAGUUUGUUGGAGCGCUGUUUAAAGGAGACCCUGCGUCUCCGCCCGCCCAUCAUGACCAUGAUGAGGAUGGCUCGCUCUCCUCAGACUGCAGCAGGCUACACUAUCCCUGUGGGCCACCAGGUCUGCGUCUCCCCAACCGUCAACCACCGCCUGCACGACACCUGGGCGGAGAGGAUGGAGUUUCACCCCGACCGCUACCUUAACGACAACCCUGCUGCAGGGGAGAAGUUUGCCUACGUGCCGUUUGGAGCUGGACGUCAUCGCUGCAUCGGGGAGAACUUCGCCUAUGUCCAGAUCAAAACCAUCUGGUCCACUUUACUGCGCAUGUAUGACUUUGACCUGGUGGACGGAUAUUUCCCCACAAUCAACUACACCACAAUGAUCCACACCCCUCACAACCCCAUCAUCAGAUACAAGAGGAGAAAACAGUGAGAGACUGAAGGAAGCCAGUGAAGGGCGAGGAGCACAGACAGGAGGAAACAGUCCAACGUCCUGAGUGGAUCUUUAACUUCCUGGGACUUGAAUUGAGGAAAUUUUAGGUGAAUGAACUUUGCUCUAUCUAAAUAUCAAGCCUGUGUUUUUAUGCUUCCUUUCUUUAGUUCUUGAGUCCAGCCCUUUUUCUGAAUGUCAGCAAAAUAUGUAAUUUUUAGAUACUCGUGUUUCCAGAGCAAAAUACAGUUGUGUGACUCUGACUUGAACAUUGAUGCUCAUAUUCACAAUGUGAAUCCUUAUAAAAAUAGAAAUGGAGAAAUAAUAGAGUGGCCUUGACGAAGGGGAGAAUGAAUCAAGCCUGUGGGUUCAUCCCAUGAGGCAGGUUUUAUUCAGUGAAUAACUACACUGUGUGAGAGUGAAACCAGGAUGAAAGUUUUACUCUUCUGUGUCCCAGAAUUAUGUUGAAAGAGAUUUUAUAGGGUUUUUUCAAGUGGUUAGCCAUUAGACUUUUAAUAAUCCUGUGGAUUCACUCCUGACCUUGGAAACAGCAGUUGACAGUUGAGCAGGUAGUAGCUGUUGUAGACUUUUUAAAUUGCAUCACAUGAUCAUCAUCAGCAGAUGGGAGUUUGUCCUGAGGAAGAUCAUGUGAUAUAUAUAUUGAAAGCUCCAAAACGGCUUCUAAUAAAACUUGUGGUGACAUUGGUUCGCUAACUUUAUUAAACCUGCUUCCUGAGACACCACCAUCAAACUUUUCCUGUUGGGGAAAUUUGCAAAAAAACAAAACAAAAAAAACAUCAACACUCAAACUGAAUGGCUAUGCUGUUCCUGUGUGCACAGCAUUAUGUUUGCUGAUGCUCUGAUCCAGACAUCCCAUAUUUGUUGUUUUUCCUACUGUAGCUGUACUUUAAAAAGCCCCAUGUACUGUCACAGCUGUUUGCAGUUACCUUGGCUAAUUAGACCUACACUAAGUUUUAAAGCUGGAGAAGCUAUGUUGCCCAUUAUGUGAGCUCAACAGACUCUGUACUAAUGAUAAAGAUGUGAGUUGGUGUAACAACUGUACAAAGAGUAAAGUGAGACAGAUAUCGAUCAAACUGUCUCUGGGAUGAGGUGUAAUCAGACCAAACAAGUGAAGACACCAGUGUGGAUUUACCAUAUAUAGUGGGUGUGCUUCACCUGUUCUUCCAGCUGGACCUCGUUGAGUUAACGAUCGUCUACUUGACCAAUUCAGUGCUGUUCAGUGGAGCUGAUUCAAAUUGACACAGUAAUAGACACUUCUUAAACUAUUCCAAAUUACAAGUUUGUGCUUCUCAACAGUAUAUUUUAGUUUAUUGUUUUGUUUUGUUUUUUUUUAAAUGCACAUGAAUAUCCAUAUAUGAUGCCUUCUUUAAAAAGUAACUUUCACAACUUUUUGCCUUUAUUUGACUUAGAACCUUUGUCAGAUUAUAUCUCAGUAAAAUCAUGAAAAAAAACUCAUUGCACAGCAUAAAUUCAAUAUUUUUGGCUGCAUGAAAGAAUAUCGUUACAGGGAAAUGGCUGCAAGGAAACCUUCAACAGAGGAUAACUGAACUGCAACUAUACAUGAAAUAAACUGGAAAGAAAAAUUGACCUUUAUCUUAAGCAUAUGGUAUGAACAAUGUAAAACACUAGGAAAUGGACUAUAUAUUGUGAAUAUGUUUUGAUAGAAAAAAAUGUUCCACUCUUAAAGUUUCUUUGCAGAAAAAUGUAAAACUGUGAUUCACUGUAAGAUCCAAUAAAAUAUUUUCUUGCCAGGUGGUAAACAAGAGAAAUACAA